GAUAAAUCAAAAUGGCGAUGGGCACAGUCGCAAAGUAUCUGUAACCUCAAAAAAACCUUGUCUUUUUAUCCAAAAGUGCGUUAGUUUAGUGAAGUUGAUAUUUAAAAAUAGAAUUUAUUUAUUAAAUUUCUAUUAAUAAGAAUAUAAUUAUUAAAAAAAUAAGCAUAAUUUAUUGACGUUGUUUCAAGCAAACUAAAUAAUUCAGUAUUUCUCACUAACAGUUAAUUUUGCAAAUUUAUUUCAUCUAAUAUGAAAUUUAUAAAGAAAAUUGCGAUGAAAUAGUAAUGCUUCCUUCUACCGGUUAUUUCAAAACAAUCAAUUGUCCUUUUUACGAAAGUGGUUCAUGUGAUAGACCCUACUGCCACUUUAAACAUGCUCGAAAAGCAAACCCCUCCUCUGCAGAUGAUACGACUAACAUUUUGGGUUUAUCAACGCCGGAAACGACGGAAACAGUUCAGGCUAAAAUUAACGAGAAUGUAGGGACAAAUUUGGUCGCAACUCCUGACUCAGACGCGUUACAAAAAUUAGUGACAGAAACAGUGAAGAAAAUUCUUGCCACUCAAGAGGUUUCCGAUACUGAUAAAAUUUCUGAAAAUAUUGUAACAAAAGUCGUCGAAGAAUUAAAACCAACACUCGCGAGUGCAUCUUUGGCCUCAUCUUCCACAGUUCCUGAACCACCACUAACUAACGAAGAAUUAGGAAAGCAUACCGGUGUCCCAUCAUCAAUUUCCAAAUGUGUAUACAAUCCAACUCCAAUUGCAGAAUUAAAAAAGCGUCACAUCCCAAUUGCUUCGUAUAUACCGACAAGGGAGAGUAAAGUGUCAGUCAAGAGGAAAAUCUCUCCAGACAGAAGCAAAAGUCUACUCUCCUUUAUUCACGGAUCUGACAAUAAUUAUUCUAGUAACGAACUUUAUAAGCCAACAUCGAUAGGCGCUGUAGACACUGCUUCAAUUCCGAGUUACGUUCCAACAACAAAAUCCGACUCUUCGCCAGCAAAUUCCUACGAUGAUAGCAAUUCUAGUGAAUAUUGUCCGAGAAAGUCAAAGGAACAGUACUUUCCAAAGGUGAAGAAGAGAAGAGAAGAGUACGUUCCCAGAAGAAUAAAGCACCCUCUGAAAACAGUGCAACAAUUAGAGGAGAGCAUAGAAGAAGAUACUGUUUUAGAGUUUGCAAGAAAAUUCGAAACAAUCGACAAUCUCCUUUUGGAAGAGAAGACAGACAUCGAUCCAACUAAUGAAGAAGAAUCCCACGACUACGAGAGUUUAGAUCCCAAAUUUUCCGAUGACGAAUCCGAGGAUGACAAUUUAAUCGCAUUAAUCAAUCAAGUGGAAGAUUUGGAAUCGAAAGUAGAAAAUUUAGAAGAGAAAGAAAAUACAGAUAUUGAACUAUUCGACAAAAAGGAGGAGACUACAGUAGCAACGAGUCAUAAAAGUAGUUCAAAAUCAAGUCGAAAAGAACAUUCUUCAUCGAGUAGUAGUUCCAAGCCUCAAUCAACUGAUACAAAGAGAGAGAAAAGCAGGUCUGAAAAAUCUCAUGUAUCGAAACACGAUGAGAAGAAAAGGGACGAGGGCAAAAGUAGGGAUAAAAUUUCCAAAAGUGGAGUGACUAAAGAUAAGCAUAGUAGUUCAAAAAGUAAGGAACGCUCAUCGUCGUCUGGUGGAAGCAAGGAUAGGAGUAAGGAAAAGGACGCACAUAGGGAAAGAGAAAAGGAUAGAAGUAGCGAGAGGAGUAAGAGUUCAAAAGAUGGUAAAAAUAAGGAUAAUAAGGAUAGCAAGGAUAAUAAGGAAAGUAAAGAAUCCAAGGAUCUAAAAAGUAAGAGCAAGAAGGAUUAUAAAUCCGACAAGGAGAAAGAGGGAUCAAGAGAUAGUAAACAAGACAAGCACAAGUCCGAUAAACAUAAAACUAAAUCCAAGUCAAGUUCCUCGAGUUCUAGAAAAGAUAAACAUAAAUCACAUAAAAGUGAUGAGAAACAUCACUCGAGUCAUAAAUCUAAUAGUUCGAAUCAUAAGCACAGUAGUUCUAGUAAGAAAUUAAAAUCCAAGAGAGAUAAAUCCGAUGAUGAUGAUGACAGAGAUUUUGGAUCUGAAAUCGAAGGAAUGCAUAAUAGUUUCGAGAAUGAAGAAGCAAUGGAAAUUUCUGAUUCUGAUCACGAUGUUGAGGAAGAGUGCUUUAAAAUCUUUCAGGAAUACGAAGUAGCUGAUCAUUCAAAAGAUGUUACCAAGAAACAAUCUCACAAGCGACAUAUCAAGGAAGUUGAAGACGUCGAGGAUGUUGUGGUUAAAAAGAGAAUUGCUUAUCCUUCGGCAACUUCGAUGUCGAGCCAAUUGCCUGAGCGAAAAGAGCCUAAAAAAGUUGUGAAUCCACACCAAAAAUUGUACGAUCGAUGGAGAUUACUAAAAGCAGCGGCAGCGGCAGCAACAAGUACUUUGGAUAAAAAUGAUGAAUAUGUUCCUGAACAGAUAAAACCCACGAGUAGUAAAUAUAUCAGUGAAACAUCAAUCGAACCCUCUUCUUCAUAUAAGAAUGAAUCGCAGCUCAAUGGAAACGGUCGAAUAAGAAUCGCUCAUGUACCAUACGCCAUGUCUCUGGCUCUAGAGAAGAAGAAAGUUUUAGAAAUAGCGUCGAACGCUGUAACGAAGACAGCGGCCCAGACAGCAAAAACUGGCUCAAGAGUUGCUCAUGUUCCCGUCGUGAUACCGCAGUUAAUUCGCCCAGAACCAAUUCAAGUGUCAACGCAAAAGUUUCCACCUAACGUUCGUCAACAUUAUGUGAAUAUGAUGCAAGAUAUUUGUGUUCAAAUUUACACAAACGGCGACGAUGCAGUGAAUCGGGCGACUCGGGAAGAAUUCGCCUGUCAUGAACGGUGUAAGGCUUUGCCUGUCUAUAAGAAUUCUUGUAUGCUUGCUGCGCAUAGAUUGAGAAAGGAAGUAGAUCAGGGAACGGACACUUCCUCAAUGUCAUCUGCAAGUGGAAUAGUUUCUCACGAAGCAGUUCUAGCUGGAAAAUCAAGGGGUUCGUGGAGCGUAAUUAAAAGUAAAAAAUCCGUGGCAGAUUUGCAUGGGGCGAAUCUUUAUUAUAUGCUCUCAAAGUGGAUUUUAACUGAUCAGCAAUUAAAAGAUAAUGGAUUUCCAAGACCUCAUCCGGAUGGACCAAGGGGUCGAGCAAAAGUUUAUGUAAUUAAUACUAGGAAUCAUUCAAUUAUAUCUAAAGUGCCUAACGAGAGAUUUUGUAGCCGUUGCAAUCAGCCCUACAUUAUCGAUCGAUUUGGAUUUCCAGUUAAACAAGAAAAUUGCAUUUAUCAUUACGGUCGUAAAUUUACUUUUCGGGGUGAAGGAAAAUACAGUUGUUGUCAACAAGAUAGUUCUGCGAGUGGUUGCUGCGAUGCAAAAUCACAUGUCUGGGAAUAUGUAGACGUAGAAAAUCUUCGAGGCUACGUCACUACAUUACCAAAAGAGAGCGAUCUUCCACCGGAAGAACAAGGGGUUUAUGCUCUUGAUUGUGAAAUGUGUUACACAACAGAAGGUUUAGAAUUAACUAGAGUAACAGUCAUUAAUGAAGAUUGUCAGGUUGUUUACGAAACGCUGGUCAAGCCUGAACAUCCUAUUCUUGAUUAUAAUACAAGAUUCUCAGGGAUAACUGAAGAAAAUAUGAGAGAUGUUUCAACGACACUACUCGACGUUCAAGCAACACUUCUCACAUUGUUUUCCGAUAAAACUAUUUUAAUAGGUCAUAGUUUAGAAAGCGAUUUCAAAGCGUUGAAACUUAUACACGACACGGUAGUGGACACUAGUGUUAUGUUUCCUCAUCGAAAUGGCUAUCCACAAAAGAGGGCACUUAAGAAUCUUUGUUCGGAAUAUUUACGAAAAAUAAUACAGAAUGAUGUUGGUGGACACGACAGUAACGAAGACGCAAUGGCUUGCAUGGAAUUAGUUUUAUGGAAAGUUAAAGAAGAGGCAAAAUUAAUUUAAUUUAUAAUUUACAUCUUGUUGGGUGCACCAAAAAGAAAAUAAAACAGUGAGGGUCAUUGUUAAAAACCGGAAUGAUUUAGUGAAUUUUUCUUAAUCUCAGUUAAAUAGUAUUACACUAUUCUACUGCCAAAUGUAUUAUAGCUUUCAUGUAUAAAUAUGUAAUAUAAGCAAUUGAAAUUCGUACUUUCUUUAAAUAAUUUGUAAUAUCUGUAUUUUUCGAGAAAACUCGUUAAUUGUUUUCGAUUUACACGUGCAAAAACCAAAAAAAAAAUUUUGACAGCUAUUUUGACCGACCGUUUUCAAAGUGACAUCGUUAUUCUUGUCCUAUAAUAUUUCAAUUAAUAUUUUUGUACUGCGUUAAUUAUUUAUAUAUAUGUACUACUUUAGGAUACAUUAAAAUUGACAAAUAAUUUAAA
Leptopilina heterotoma is the source of this 4384-nucleotide messenger RNA. Its product is annotated as RNA exonuclease 1 homolog. Gene Ontology annotation, molecular function: nucleic acid binding; metal ion binding; exonuclease activity. The transcript is spliced from 9 exons. Gene Ontology annotation, cellular component: nucleus. The record is from RefSeq and is a predicted model, not a curated record. Bases 285 to 3968 code for a protein of 1227 amino acids. Lineage: Eukaryota; Metazoa; Arthropoda; Insecta; Hymenoptera; Figitidae.